UCAAACAAAGACUGUUAAAAGCAGUUACCUGAUAUCUACAGUUUCAGAUUUUGUUCCUGAAAACAUCAGCAUCCUUGGAUUUUUAACAGCUGGAGUUUGAACUGGAUAAAGGAGAAAAUGACUGCAGCGAGUGAGUCGCUCUGCUGUACUCUGCUGCUUUUUGUCUGUGUGUUUGCAGAUGAGAAAAGCAUCACAGCUGAGUCUGGACAGAACGUCACUCUGCCAUGUCGAGCUUUAAACACCAUCAUAGGUGUAGAGUGGAGCAAACCUGAUCUAAAUGAAGAAUAUGUCCUUUUGCACCGGGAUGGGCACUUUGAUCCAGCCAGCCAGCAUCCAUCAUUCAAGAACCGGGUGGAUCUGCAGGACAGACAGAUGAAGGAUGGAGACGUGUCUUUGAUUCUGAAAGAUGUGACGACUAAUGACACUGGAACAUACGAGUGUCGCAUCAGGGAGUCAAAGAGCAGAGGUAUUCUCGAAGGUGGCCCCAGCAACAUCAUCUACCUUCAUGUUGUUCCUCCAGGUGAGUGA
This is a messenger RNA of Maylandia zebra (zebra mbuna), 528 nucleotides long. The record is from RefSeq and is a predicted model, not a curated record. Lineage: Eukaryota; Metazoa; Chordata; Actinopteri; Cichliformes; Cichlidae.